AUGCAGAUGCCCGAACAUGAUCCGUACGAGGUCCUUGGGAUACCUUCAACAGCUCAGACGGCCCAGAUCCGGACAGCAUACAAGAAACUAGCACUCAAGUUUCACCCCGACAAGAUCCAGGACGAGUCUCUUCGGGAAAAGGGGACUGUCGAGUUCCGGAAGAUACAGGAGGCCUACGAGUUCAUCUCCGACGAGUCCAAGCGUGCCCAGUAUGACCAGAAGAAACGGGCUGAAGCUGCUGCAAAGGAGCGGAUGCCGGCCAGAGGUGCACCUGGCACGUCGAGUCGAAGAGGCAACUGUGUGUUCGAAGACAUAACCCCCAGGGAAUACUCUACAGGCCCAAAGUACGAACCACGGCCUCCCCCGUCAAAGUCCUAUCGAGCUCCCCGCGAUCCCUCUCCGGUCUCGGUCGAUCGCCAGAGGCCGUCUCGCUACUCUGACGACGACUACGAAGAACAACGCUCGAGGUCGAGGAAGCAUGCUGACUACGAGAGAAGACAUCAUCAUUCCAAGACCCGAGACCCCUACGAGAAGAAGAGCAGCAGCAGCAGCAACAGCAAGGAUUACGCCAGACACGAGACGGCUCGCCACUCAAGGGAGAGGGCCAAGGAGACUCGAGAGUCGACUCGAAGUAGCCGUGCCAGCAAUGCCAAGUUCCGUGACAAGGAGCGCCGUCGAGACACUUCGGAAAAGUACAGUCGUACCACCUACUACGCCACUGUCGAAGAAUACACAGACGAGACCUCCUCCGAGUCUAGUUCUGACACUGACGACUUCAGCGAUCGUGAAUACACUCACCCCAUAAGAGAGCACCGACGACCAUCUGAAAAACCUAGACCAAAGCUUAGACGCCGGGAGGCAAACUACUCGUCUAGCUGGGAAAGCCCCAAGAUGGCUGCCGAUAUCGAAGGCGCAUGUGAAUACAUGAGAACCAAGGCUGGAUUGCACAAAGGGCCAACGCCCCAUGAAAGCAAACCCAGUGUCGUGUACAUCACCCCGUUAGGGAUGCAUCGAGAAAAGGAUACUGCUCGGCGUUCGUCUGCCAGGCCACGCAUGCCAGAACGAAGUCAAAGAGAUCCCACCGAUGUCUUUGAUAGCUCUUCCCGUCUCCACUCCUCCCACAACAUCCCAACCCGAGGCACGUUCUCUUCGUCCCGUCCUAUCCCCUCCCUCCGUCGAGCUGGCACUGUUCCGGUCGCCUCCUUCGAUACCAGCCACGUCGAACCGAUAGUUCCUCGUUCAGUCAAGAAGAAGGGCACCUUGUUUGACUCUGGAUACAACAGUCCAGCCAACAGCCCCCCAAUCAUCCCAUCCGGGGAUUUUAUACGCCCCAGCUCCCGCCAACCAAAGAUUAUCACCCCAGAAUUUCGGCACCGGCAGCAGUAA
Messenger RNA from Microsporum canis CBS 113480, 1386 nucleotides. RefSeq names its product DnaJ domain-containing protein. Bases 1 to 1386 code for a protein of 461 amino acids. Gene Ontology annotation, cellular component: spliceosomal complex. The transcript has a single exon. The record is from RefSeq and is a predicted model, not a curated record. Lineage: Eukaryota; Fungi; Ascomycota; Eurotiomycetes; Onygenales; Arthrodermataceae. Gene Ontology annotation, biological process: spliceosomal complex disassembly.